CCGGAAAAUACUGGAAAGUUGGGGAUUUCCAAAAGUUUUUUUGUAGGUGUUUAUCGGCCUGUUCCCGAAGUCAUGAGCGACGGGAGAUUAACAAAUGGGUCGGUAGGACACCCUCCUAGACUAGGAAUGCAGGGUCACGCUCUGAGCUGGACGGAUGACCUCCCGGUGUGCUAUCUGUCGGGCGUUGGUUUCUCCACCAAUCAGAUUUACAGAGAUGAUGGCCACCGACGCGAAGAACAUGAGUUUGAAGACAAGAGCUUCCAUUUUAGACCGUUUGAUGGGUGUUUUCUGUACGGCAUGUUUGAUGGCCACAGUGGAAGCAAGGCUGCCAACUUUGCUGCUCAGCGUAUGCCAGCAGAGUUGUUGUUCGGACAGCUGAACAACAAAACAUCCGAUGAAGCCAUCUUGGAAGUUUUGCGCCAGGCCUUCCAUGCUGUGGAGAAGGGGUAUUUUGAAACCAUUGAUGACCUACUUGCUCAAAAGACCAACUGUCAGCUGGAGCUGCCCGAUGGCAUCACCCAUUACGAUGCCUUCACGAAGUACCCCGACAUUGUCAACAGGAUUCAGCAGUUGGAUCUGGAGAUAGCAGGGGGGACAACUGCGUCAGUCGUGCUCGCCUUCAAUGAGAAGCUGUAUGUGGCCAAUGUUGGUGAUUCGCGAGUCCUGCUGGUGGUGAAGGAGGACAACCGUGUUCGUGUCACGCAACUCACAUACGACCACACACUCAAUGAUGAAUCAGAGCAACGACGCCUCACCAGACUAGGUCUCGAUGUGGAACGACUCAAACAGCUGAGGAAGAUCGGAAACUCUGACAACACACGCUGUAUCGGUGACUACCAUGUGAAAGGUGGUUACAAGGACAUCGAUAUUCUAAGUCAUGCGAGAAGUGAGCCUGUGAUAGCAGAGCCCCAUCUUGAGGGAGGAGUGCCCCUGACUGACAACACCAGCUUUCUCAUCAUGAUGUCCGACGGGCUGUACCAGGCCUUGCAGGAUGCCACAGGCACGGAGAAGGUGAACGUGGAGAUCACCUACAUGGUUCUCCAGGAGUUCGGGAACCAGUCCACGCUGAAUGGGGUGGCACAGGCCGUCGUGGACAAAGUUGUCCGUAUACACCAUGACACAUACAUGACAGCACAAGGCUACAGGAAACAGAUUUGUCAAAAGAGAGAUGAUAUCACAUUGCUCGUACGAAACUUUCACCAACCUUUGGGCAAUGGAGUUGAAAGUCCGACUGCAGCAACACGAUUCAACCCAGUGCCUGUCUCUCUGCCCCCUUUCUUCAACAGCCCGUCCCCAACAGCCGUCCCCAGCCUCAACAUCCCCAGCCCCAUCAGUCCCUCCAACAGCAACUACUCCCACUCCAACCUCUCCGUGGGCAGCUACACCGAUUCCCAGCCCCUCACGCCCACCAACAACCCCGGCAGUCGGUACCUCUCCACGGAGACCACCAUGGGCACGAGAACCAGCACAGGUACCAGCACCAACUCCACCCAGAGCUCCGGCGAUGCACGGCCCUUCCAGCAGAGGUACCAGGCACCCAAGCUGGAGCUGGAUGAGAACGGCCGAGUGGAAGCUUAUGUGGAUUUCUCCGAGUUCUUCCGUGCUAUUGAGAGGCUCACAGGUGACCAGCAAGCAUCCUUUGAAGCAGAUGUCAACCCCAAGUCCAGCUAUGAUCCCAUCAGCGAGGAGUCUGAGACUGCAACAGGUCCCGAAGACUAGGAGGAUGUGAAUGAUGUGUGCAGAAAAUAGAACAGGGUUGUACAAAUAUAUAUUUUCAGGUAACCAUUAAGAUGAGUGCUACCAAAUAAUUACGGGUCCAGCAAAAAAUUUGCUGGACAGCUACUCAACAUAUAUUCUCAACCUCUAAUGGGGCAGUUUUUCUACAAAUUGUUUUCUUUAAUUUUUUAUGCAAAAAUCAUCCUCAAGUAGCUAGGGUAUUAUAUCUACAUUCUGUUAUGAUACCCUGGACUCAUUCACUCAUUAUUCAGAAAGCCAUGUAGCCAUGAAGAUCCGGGGUAGAAUAGGUCUUCUGCAUCCCAUGCUUGCCAUAAAAGGCGACAAUGCAUGUUGUAAUAGGCGAGUAAUGGGAUCGGAUGGUCAACAAUAACACAGUACAUAAUGUGUGCACCAUAACCAUAGUAAGGGCCGCAUUGGCUGAUGGACUUCAAGGUUUACCUCAGUGCUAGACAAAAGUACUACCAGCAGCAUAAUGAGUGUAGGGCUUCUGCAGCAGCCCCUUGCUGAAUUUGAAACAUGUACUUGAAGCAAGAACCAAUUUGAGCUAACACGUUCCGAACUAAAGUAUCCAGUUAUGGAGUGUCCAUUGUGGAGUGUCCGUUUUUUAGCCUCCACUGUGGAGUGUCCGUUACGGAGCAUCCAUUGUGGAGAGUCCUUUAUGGAGCGUCCAGUGUGAAGUGUCCACUGUGGAGUGUCCAGUGUGAAGUGUCCACUGUGGAGUGUCCAUUGUGGAGUGUCCAUUGUGAAGUGUCCACUGUGGAGUGUCCUUUAUGGAGUGUCCAUUGUGAAGUGUCCACUGUGGAGGGUCUAUCGUGGAGUGUCCGUUGUGGAGUGUCCACUGUGGAGUGUCCUUUAUGGAGUGUCCAUUGUGGAGUGUCCAUUGUGAAGUGUCCACUGUGGAGGGUCCAUCGUGGAGUGUCCGUUGUGGAGCGUCCACUGUGGAGCGUCCAUCGUGGAGUGUCCGUUGUGGAGUGUCCUUUAUGGAGUGUCCAUUGUGGAGUGUCCGUUGUGGAGUGUCCGUUGCGGAGACUCUAUUGUGGAAGUCCAUUGUGAAGUAACCGGACUCCCAUGAACUGCUGUAUGGUGGAUGAUUAGCAAGGUGUGUGUUGCUGUCACCCUAGAUCUAGAGAUUUUCCUGUGUGUUAAUGUGUGUAAAAUCUGCUGCUUUAGUAUGGUACUACAUUUAUAUACAUAAUGUCAGGUUAGCAACUGUAUGGGCAAUACUGUUUUUGUAUUGGUUUACAGAUCGGCCAAUGCUAAAUAAUGCUUUUGACCAAAUUUUAAGUAUUGACUCCCAAAAAAGUGUAUGUACAUCAUGUAAAAACAGUUAACUACAAGACUUGAUAAGAUUGACUUGAACAUGCUGCAUAUGGCAGUAUAUUCAGAUAACUCUUGAAAAACAGAAACAAAUGUCUCAUAUUCUAUUUUAUUCCCCACAGAAUAAUAUUCAUAAAACAUCUGUAAACCAAGACUUUAAAAACAUUUCUCCUUGAAUUGAUAAGGUGCAUGUGUGUAAGUUCUACCUGACUCUGUACCAAUAGCUAGAUUGGGAGAACACAUUUUAUCAUACCUCCAUGUCAGAAUGAUGAGAUCUGACUGGUCCACGUGAUCUUGAUAAAAUACUAUGUAUCCUGCCGUGGAGGGAAAUAAUUUCCUCAGAGGGUGAAUAAAUCGCUUAUACCCUACCAUGAGCAAAACGCCGCACGUGGGUUUCUGAGAGGCAGAGUAAAUCCCUUAUACCCUGCUUCGAAGCAAAAAGUCAAUGAAAGUUACGUGACAUAGCACAAGGUAACCUCCGCUCAAUCAAACAAAUGUUUGCUAUCAAUUUUGAAUUUGUUUUAAUUCUUUUAUAAUAUCAUGUUAAAACAUGUUGGUGAGUUGUAGCAGGAUCACUCGGGGUACAAGGGGUUUUAUGCGUCCAGCGUUAGGUUUUACUAUAGUAUGUAGUAUGUAAUGAAGAGUUGUCUAUGUCAAGAUAUGUGCCCCACUCACUGUAGUCUCAUUAAAUCAGGUGUUUUACUCCGAUAUAAUACCUCUGACAUGGCUUAGGUGAACAUUCUAAUGAGCCAAUCAGUGUCAAGGCUUCUGAAUUCCCGGUAUAUCUGAUUUCUGUAUCUUGAUAUUAAACUUAAACAGACAGUCCCAAAAGCAAAUAAUAAAGGCCACACCAUAAUAUUGUUUUGGAUAUUUUUGACACCCUAUUGUCUCUGACCAUCAUGGCAUCCACAACUCAAAAGAGAGUACCAUCAAAGGAAUAUUUGUGUUCUGUGUGGUUUUCAUUUGUUGAGAUCAAAUUUUCAAAUUGAGAUGGUUAAGAAAUGAAGCCAUAUCAUUUUAGAAAGAUGAGAUCUAAGUGGCUCAAUAGCCCAGGCAUCCUUCAUUUUGGGUGGUCAAAGUUCCCUUGGGGUUAUUGAAACAACCUUCUGUGGAGUUGCCCUCAAAUCUUCCCCUAGAAAGGUGUCCUAUGGGAGUAAAACAUGUGAUCUUAUUGAGAUUGCCCCUCCUGCCAUGGUCAGCUCUGUGGGGUGGGGGAGUACGCUAUGUGUUUGCUUGUCAGACCAAUACCCUGGUUUUAGUCCCCAAGUGGGGACAAUGUGUGAAGCCCAUUUUGGGUGUCCCUUCUGUGAUAGUGCUUACCACUGUUGAUGAUACAGGGAUCAUGUUAGAAUAUAGUGUAGAUAUGUAACUGGCAUAUUAAUUUGCUUGUACAUAGUGUCCAUAUGUGUUUCAUACAUGUAAAUAGUGUAAAUUAUAUGUAAAGUCUAUUCUCAAUAUCAUUACUUCAUAAGUGCAAUUUUUUAAUGGACACACUGUCAAGAAUGAGUUGCAUGAAAUUGUAGAGAGUCAGUUUGUUUUUUGUAAAACUUGUCACAUAUUUAAUCAAGCAUGUCAUUGAGAAUGUACACCAUUGAACCAUGA
Messenger RNA from Haliotis rufescens (red abalone), 4656 nucleotides. Its product is annotated as TGF-beta-activated kinase 1 and MAP3K7-binding protein 1-like. Gene Ontology annotation, biological process: protein dephosphorylation. The transcript is spliced from 7 exons. The coding region runs from base 73 to 1719 and encodes 548 amino acids. NCBI's taxonomy places the organism in Eukaryota, Metazoa, Mollusca, Gastropoda, Lepetellida, Haliotidae. Gene Ontology annotation, molecular function: protein serine/threonine phosphatase activity. The record is from RefSeq and is a predicted model, not a curated record.